AUGAGCUCCUACAGUGUUGACUUCGUCUUCAGAGAGUUCUCGUCAAAGGACCUCAAGUCUGUAGGAAACUAUACUGUGGGGAGGUUAAUCGGAAAGGGCUCCUUUGGCAAGGUCUAUCUCGCGUCUCACAAACUCACCAAUGGAUCCAAGGUCGUGCUCAAGUCGUCGCCUCGCGAAGAUACCAAUCUAGUCCGUGAAAUCCAUCACCAUCGCCAAUUCCUCCACCCCCACAUCGCUCGCCUUUAUGAAGUUGUCGUGACGGAGAAGCUGGUCUGGUUGGUGUUGGAAUACUGUCCGGGUGACGAACUCUACAAUUACCUUCUGCGCCAUGGCCCGUUGCCCGUUGAUAAGGUCAAGAGAAUAUUCACGCAGCUCGUCGGCGCCGUCGCAUAUGUUCACAGCAAGUCAUGCGUCCAUCGAGAUCUCAAACUAGAGAACAUCCUGCUUGACAAGCACGAGAAUGUCAAGCUUUGUGACUUUGGGUUUACGCGGGAAUAUGAGGGCAAGGCAAGCUAUCUGCAGACUUUCUGUGGUACUAUCUGCUACAGCGCCCCCGAGAUGCUCAAGGGCGAAAAGUAUGCCGGCGAGAAGGUGGAUGUUUGGAGCUUGGGAAUUAUUCUAUAUGCGCUUCUUGCGGGAGAAUUACCGUUCGACGAGGACGAUGACCAAGUCACCAAGGCCAGGAUUCUCUCCGAGGAGCCGACGUUCAAUGAAAAGUUUCCCGACGACGCCAAAGCCCUCAUCAACCUGCUUCUGUCCAAACGCCCGCUUAUCCGACCGAGCCUGAGCGAAAUCUUAGCACAUCCUUUCCUUUCCGAACACGCCCCCGAACAACUUGCGAUUCUGAAGAUUCCCCGACCUUCCGCAUUCACCACCCCGUUGGAAAAGACCACUCUACAGCGAAUGAAAAGUGCUGGUGUCAACAUCGAUGAGGUCAUUGAAAGUGUGCUUGCCCAAAAAUGCGACCCGCUCGCUGGAUGGUGGGCGCUGUUGAUCGAAAAGGAGCAGCGAAAAGAACAGAAGCGCGAGCGGAAGCGACGAGAACGCGAAGCAGAGGCCAAGAAUAUCCGCCGUUUGAGUGCUGCUAGCAGUCGGUUGGAAAGACUAUCUGCUGCGCUUGUUGAAGUCGAUGAAGAGGGUCAGCCACAGCCAGCUUCAAGCACUGCCCUUCAGGACCGCGGGAGAAGGGACAGAAGGAGUCUUCCAUCCCAACUUGCUGUGCCUGAACUACCUAGUCUGCCCGAGCCCACUCCUGCACUACCGACUGAUCUUGGUACUCCCCCUCCUCCUUCUGCCGAUAAGGUCUCCGUUCGCUCCGUCAGUUCGACUAGGCGUCGCCCAAUGCCGCCUCCCAAGGACAAGCAAGGCCAACGACAGAGCAGGUUGCACGUCAGUGCUUCCCAGCCGGAACUGAUGCAGCACAAUGGGGGCCUUUUCCGGCGCCGCACAGGCCGUCGUCACAACUAUCCCAUUAUCAGUCAAUUGGCCUCAUUGAAACAUUGGUUCGUGGAGUCUGCAAAGAGAGCCAAGUCACCUCAUGCAAAAGCCGCUGGUCAAGCAGGUGGACAUCAUCGCAAGCUCUUUUCGGACAAGCUGAGUCCUGCCAAGAGCCAGGAAACCAACAAGAAACCUGCCUCCGCAACAUCGCCUACCGCUGUGCCGCCUGAGGAAAUGACGACGCCCACUCAGAUCAAGCGCGCAUCGAACGCCAGCAGCCUGGCUCCGAGCAGCGCGUCGUAUCAGAACCACCGUCAUUCAUUCCCCCGGCAGCCUCGACCUCUUAGCACCAGUCACCGCAGUCACCGUAAUUCGUUGUCACCGUCCCCGAUUACGCCUAGAGGCUCUUACCGGCGCUCCUCAACAGGCUUGCGAGGUCGCAAAUCCACUUCGUCCUCGAUAUCUUCCAUCCGCAGCAUUCACCAUGCUCAUACGCACUCAAAGGCAUCAUCUGUUUCGUCAAACAGCGUCGCAUCUGCCUCGACACCUACAGCUCGCCCGGCCAAAUCUCCCCACGCGUCUGUCAAGGUGCUCCCGACGACACCGGGUGCAUCGUCUCGAUUCCCUAGCAAUAUUCGCCUCGUAAGAGGAAAUAAUAAUAAUUACCUUAAUGAUAAUGGAUUCCGGGACUCGAACGACACGCCAAGAAUGCACUCGAUGUUUAACGAAGCGGCGCCGGCGCCGCUGCUUGCUUCCCCUUCAUCAAGUCUUGUGUUUGCCCGGCGGAAACGGUCUACGUUUAAGGGUCCGAUGGUCCACACAGCCAACCUCAUGGUGUCUGGUGGGAUGGCUGGCACUGAGUUCCCGAGUGGUGCUAUCGUUCCAGAAUCUGCUGCUGCCGCACGGCCUACCGCGCGGAAGAGCCAGAUCAUUGAGGAAGAAGAGGAUGCUGAGGACGAGGAAAUCGAGGAAGUGGAUGCUUUCAGUGGACCUGAGGAAGAGCAGAGUUCGCCAACUCUUCGGAAGGCAUUUCUCGCUCCUGCUCCAGACAUUCAUUCUAGUCCAUCGCGUCCUCCUCGCUCUUCGUCUUUGCGAGCGGCAAGACCACCAGUGGUAUCGGAGUCUACUGAUGAAGAGGACCAGAAGGACAGUGCUUCCUUGACGCCCGUUGCUUCUGCUAAAUAA
Aspergillus glaucus CBS 516.65 is the source of this 2622-nucleotide messenger RNA. Its product is annotated as non-specific serine/threonine protein kinase. The record is from RefSeq and is a predicted model, not a curated record. NCBI's taxonomy places the organism in Eukaryota, Fungi, Ascomycota, Eurotiomycetes, Eurotiales, Aspergillaceae. The transcript has 3 exons. Gene Ontology annotation, molecular function: protein kinase activity; ATP binding. The coding region runs from base 1 to 2622 and encodes 873 amino acids. Gene Ontology annotation, biological process: protein phosphorylation.